AUGUUACCAACGAUCAAGACAUAUGACGAGGAUGUGGAUUUGGAAUCGGAAGAUGGACGAGCAAGGAACAAACGCUCAGCAACAGACUUUCCGCAACCGCCACGGAAAAACAGCGCAGCAUCGAUCAACUCGUCAUCCAACGCAGGAACCGAGGACGAAUCAGAUACUUCAGGAGUGGCCUCUGGUGGUGAAAAUGGACUGGGUGCUGGCAAACGGCGGCGGUCUUCUCUCGCACUCAGCCUCGUACGACCACAAAAGGGCAAGUCGGGUUCUCAACCUGCGAACGAAUCAGACAGUGAUGGCUCGGAAGAGGAGAGUAGUAGCGAGGCGCCUCAGAGACAUACUGCUGGCAAGGGCCCAAUGAGGAAAUAUGGCAGCGUGAACCAAGGAGCCUCACCCGUUAUCGUUAAUGGGGGACAGACACCCCAGGCCCCACCCAUCAACACAUCUGGACUCAGUUCAUCUAUCCGAACAGUACCAGGAUCCACGUUCUCUAUGCCAGACAGCAGAAUGUCGAGUGCCGCCAGCUCACGAGCAAACAGCCCGAACCUCCACCCAUUGAUGAGCGAGAAUGAUGUUUCUGGACCCUCAUCGCCAAUUUCAGGAUUCCCUCCGGUAGUGGAUUCUCGGACAGUCCUAGCGAUUCAACCAGUAUCAGCACGACGGACACCUGGCGAGAACAUUACUAUUCCUGCUGUCUCGACUCCACCUACCCCAGUCAUUGUCGCCCCCAAGCCUGUUCAGGUUACGCCUGCUGCUGCCCCACCACAGCCACAACCGCAACCACAGCCACAACCACAACCACAGCUACAACUACAACCACAACCACAACAACACCUGAUGCAACCACCAAUCAUUUCAUUUGGAGCAAACGCUAUUCAAGGGGGAGUGCCGGCCCCACUGGAUACUGUCGGGUCCAGAUUCUAUGUCAAGAGGCGCGUCGUAGUCGGUAAUGUGUCCAAGUAUCUACCAGAGGAAAAGCGCGAUCCUCGCCUGAAAGACUUCCCCUACAAGUGGAUGAUCUAUGUGGACGGUACCCCCAAACCCGAGGACAUUACGGCCUACAUUGCCAAGGUCGAGUUCCAUCUGCAUGAGAGUUAUAAGCCCAACCAUGUUGUCACGGUGUCCGAGGCACCAUUUCAUCUGAGUCGAUAUGCCUGGGGCGAGACGCAGAUCAAGGUGCGCCUAUUCUUCCAAGAUGAACGCAACAAACCCGUCGAAGUCUACCACCGCUUAGCUGUAAGUUGCGUGUUUAUAUCGAUUCUUUUGGAUUGGAACUUUCUUUUGUUUUGUUCGCUAACCUGUUCAUACUGGUUUUUUGUGCGCACACGCAGCUGGAUCCAACGCAUUGUGGAAGGCAGGUGCAUGGAAGGGAGCGACAUGUAG
This is a messenger RNA of Linnemannia hyalina, 1386 nucleotides long. The record is from the annotation of a GenBank genome assembly. NCBI's taxonomy places the organism in Eukaryota, Fungi, Mortierellomycota, Mortierellomycetes, Mortierellales, Mortierellaceae.